Molecule: messenger RNA, 1163 nt
Organism: Aspergillus uvarum CBS 121591
Lineage: Eukaryota; Fungi; Ascomycota; Eurotiomycetes; Eurotiales; Aspergillaceae
Exons: 2
Coding region: 1-699 (232 amino acids)
Source: RefSeq, a predicted model, not a curated record
AUGUAUUCGAAGCACUCAUUGAAUAAGACAAGAAUAUACCUUGAGAACCCUUCAUUCGAUAUCCACUCGGUCGACCUCGUGACGGAUCGGAACAACACCCGCAAGCUUUUGACGUUCGUCAAUCCGACGACCUCACGCAAUGGCCUCGAAACGUUCACUGUCCUCGUCGAAUUGGCCGCGAACACGCAAGCUGUGAUCUUCUGUCGCUCUGAGACAAAGACCUUUGAUAUCAUCGGACGGCAUGAAUCAAAGGGGUUCGGACACGAAUUUGAGAAGGCAUUCACCACAGAGCAGGUAACGGAAAGUACCGGACAUUACAGGAUAAUCUCAUGCAAAUUCGGGGGUUUGAACCUGCUGGUUCGUCACGAAACGGACAGCUAUGUCAAUUCCCUGCCUUCGAAGGGGCCGAUGAGAGUCGAAGACGUGAAUGUUGUUGACGAGGUCUCCCGUUCCUUUGGGUACCUCUGUUACGGUGAACCGUAUCUGCCAUUAUCCCAGGCUGCUUCUUUAGCUGGGGCAAAAUUACUGAUCAAGAGAGAGGGCCAGACUGUGCCCAUUCAGUCUACGCUUGAAGUCAAAACUCGCGCCGUUAGUAUGCCGAUUGAUGCCGACGAGGUCAUCCCCCAGCUCUGGGUGUGCCAGACCCCGAACCUUGUGCGUGCCUACCACAUGGCAGGACUUUUGAGGAGCUUACGGUAGAAGACAUGACGGCGGACAUCAAGAAAUGGGCAGAGGUUCACCAGAGUGACCUCGAAAAGCUUGUGUCCUUACUGGAAAAAAUCAUUAGUGUGGUCAAGGAAUGUGGAGGACGGGCUGUGCUCAAGUACGACCCCGAUUGCGAUAAGUUGGAAAUGUGGAAGGGAGACAAUAAGGCGAUGCUACCUGCAGACCUGUACGCCAGUUUCAAUCAGGAAAGAAUCAGUUCCAAGUCUGAACUGCCGUCAUGUUCGGAUCGUGACUAGAAGGCGACACCCCCAUCCCUGAGACAAUCGAUAUGACGUCUAUGUAAUGGUUUUAAGCAUGAAAACCUCGCUGAAGCUGUCUAUGGCUAAACUGCUAGUUUUAAAGCAUGGACGUAUGUCGCACGAAGAGAUUUAGAUUUAGGCUGCUGGUUCAUACGUGGCGGGGAGUUAGCGAAGUGGUUCGUCUUUGUAAUAAGGAAC